UACCAGUGUGAGCCAAUAAGGUUAUAAAACAUUUGAUGAUAUUCCCUUACAAUAUCUGGUAAUCGUGGAUUAUACGUCAAACUGUACAUUUCGAGGAAAGUACGAGUAUCAUAUAUUGCUCAAAGGAACCGUAUCAUUAGAUCGAAUGAUUCAGCCUUGUUGCUAAAUACUUUAUGAAGCGACCAAAAAAAUGGUAGGAUUCAUGGCACCUUUGGGAUUUCCAUCUGAAUCCACCUCAUACAUAAUCAGGAUAAUGUUUUGACUUUGACUUAUAACAAGGCUGAUAUAACUGAUUAUAGGACGUAAUUCUUGAAUACAGCAGAGGGGGCACAAGUGCAAAUGACAAAUUAUGGAAAACAAUCUAUAAGGCAUACAUUGCACGACAGCAGAUGGCUUGUGACAUUGACGUGUUUGAACAGCUGAUAGUUUGCUGCAGACAACUAAUAAAAAAUCUGUCUAGAAGAUGAUUCUAAUUGUAGUGUUAUGCCUCCAGUUUUAUGGUUGCUGUGGGGAGUUAUCAAGACAUGAAGUUUUACACAAUCUGCUAGAUAGAUCGGGCUAUGAUCCUCUAAUUGCUCCAAACUAUGAAGAUGAUUUCCCGACAAAUAUAUCUGUCCAACUUAUUAUCAAGAAUAUACACAGUCUUGAUGAACUCCGUAUGGAUUUCUCAGUAGAUAUUAUAUUCAGGCAGAGAUGGACAGACAAGCGUCUGGUUUUCAAUAAUACCAACAUCAAUUCUUUGGAGCUUUCACAAAAGAUGAUUGAGAAAAUUUGGGUCCCAGAUUCUUUCUUUCCGAAAGAAAAAAGCGCAACAAUUCACCAAGUUACGGUUCCAAACCAACUCCUACAUAUUUACAAGAAUGGAACCGUAUUCUACAGUAUGAGAAUAGAGAUGACACUAUCCUGUGCAAUGGCCUUGCAAAAUUAUCCUCUGGACAGACAAGUGUGUCCGAUUACCAUCGAAAGUUAUAGUUACACGAAGGAAAACAUAGACUACCACUGGGUCAGCUACAGACCUGUUCAAAUUCCUCCUGUCUCACUUCCACAGUUCAACAUGCCUGAUACGAUCAAAACAACAGUAUGUCAGACGGAAUACGGAGAAGUUGGGGACUUUGGCUGUCUACUUGUUGAGCUUAAGUUUGAGCGCAAUACUGGGUACUACAUAGCCCAAAUAUUCAUUCCAAGUAUACUGAUAGUAACGCUGUCAUGGGUGUCUUUCUGGGUUGAUAUGGACGCUAUUCCGGCACGUGUGUCACUUGGUGUUCUCACCGUUCUCACCAUGACAACACAAAGUUCCGGUGCACGAAGUGCGCUACCGCGAGUGUCUUACAUCAAAGCCAUCGAUGUUUGGAUGUCAGUUUGCCUUACAUUUGUGUUUAUGGCUCUCCUGGAAUUUGCAUACAUAAAUGUCGUUUCAAGACGGAAGUCAAGGCCAAUUCGUACCUCUUCACAGUGUGAAAUUGCCCUAAAGAGAGGCACGACACCGUCACCAAUGAUGCCAAUUCUGAAACACAUCGAUUUUAAGAAGAGAGCACGACAUGUGGAUAAAAUCUCCAGGGUUUUAUUUCCGCUGACUUUCAUCCUGUUCAAUAUUGGUUUCUGGGUAUUCUACUUAAUAAUUAACACAGAUAAUACAUUUUAGUUUUGAAAAAAGUUCAUUUGUUAUUCCUAUAGAAUGUGGAGUUCAAAGCACUCUCACCUCUGUUCAAAACAGUGGACAAUUUUCAAAAUGGGUGUAAAACACAAUUUGUUCU
Molecule: messenger RNA, 1754 nt
Organism: Saccostrea echinata
Lineage: Eukaryota; Metazoa; Mollusca; Bivalvia; Ostreida; Ostreidae
Product: glycine receptor subunit alpha-2-like
Exons: 9
Coding region: 464-1642 (392 amino acids)
Biological process (GO): nervous system process; signal transduction; chloride transmembrane transport
Cellular component (GO): synapse; membrane; neuron projection
Molecular function (GO): neurotransmitter receptor activity; transmembrane signaling receptor activity; chloride channel activity
Source: RefSeq, a predicted model, not a curated record